Bombyx mori (domestic silkworm) is the source of this 4379-nucleotide messenger RNA. It is a transcript of the gene Ipk2, whose product is annotated as inositol polyphosphate multikinase. The record is from RefSeq and is a predicted model, not a curated record. Gene Ontology annotation, molecular function: inositol tetrakisphosphate kinase activity; inositol-1,4,5-trisphosphate 3-kinase activity. The transcript is spliced from 6 exons. The coding region runs from base 2129 to 3415 and encodes 428 amino acids. Gene Ontology annotation, biological process: inositol phosphate biosynthetic process. Gene Ontology annotation, cellular component: nucleus; cytoplasm. NCBI's taxonomy places the organism in Eukaryota, Metazoa, Arthropoda, Insecta, Lepidoptera, Bombycidae.
ACUAAAGUUUAUUCAAAAUUACCUCCGUGAUUUUGAAUACAGGCCUUCAAUCUGCGCGGCCAGUCGUCUAUCGCAGCACGAACGAGGUCCAUGUCAAUAUCGGCGGCUGCCAUAAUCAAGGAUGUCUUGAGUGACUCCAAAUUGGGAUGAGGCUUUGAGCACGCCUUUUCCUCCAAGGGUUGCCAUAUCUUGUAAUCUAACGGAUUCAAAUCUGGACUGGAGGAGGGCCAGUCUUCGUGCCGGAUGAAGUCGAUUUCACGCGCCGCCAGCCAGUCUUGUGUGCUCUUCGCUCUAUGAGCUGGCGCCGAAUCUUGUUGGAAUACCCAGUGCCUGUUAUUGAACAUGGUAUGAGAAACAGGUUCCACAAGGUUCGUCAGGACUGUAUUUUGAUACAUAACUGCAUUCGUUUUUACACCUUUCUCACAAAAAUGUACCUCUGUUAAGCCCCAAUAAGAAACUCCCAACCAUACCAUGAGCGAGGAUGGAAAAUGACCUUGUUGGACAUGCGGAAUACGGUUGCUCGCUUCUUCACUACUGUGUGCGUACACCUUAUCAUUUUGUUUGUUGUAGCUCUCUUCUACGGUGAAAAAUUUUUCAUCCGAAAAAUGAAUUUCCCGAUAUUUUUUUCCCGCGUACCGCUUCAACAAAGCGCGGCAUCUCUUCAGUCUCAGGUCCAUUAGACGAGCAUUCAGACGAUGUCCUGUUUUUCUUCGAUAUGCCCGAAGCCCUAAGUCUUCAUUUAACACCCUUUUCACCGUGGUUCUGCUUAACCCCAUCUGAAGGGCCAACAGUUUCUGCUUACGUUUGGGAUUUCUUUGAAUUCGCGCCUUCACAGCUUUUAUCACUGCUGGAGUCCUAACAGACCGAGGGCGACCACUUCUUGACCUGUCAUCUACACUAGAGUCUUCAUUGUAUCGUUUGAUGGUACGAUAAACGAAUCUUUUGGUUAUAUUCAAAAUUUUCAGUAUGUUAAAAAUUUGAAUUGGCGCGUAACCGCAACGAUGCAACGCAAUAGCUGCAACACGGUCUUCUUUAAGCGUCCACUCCAUAUUUAAAAAUGAGUAAAAUUCUAAAAGUAUACAUUUUUAUUUUCAUGAACAAUUCGAAAUUCGAAUUCAAUAAGCUUUUUUGUGGCCAGCGUUCUAAAAGAAAAGUUUUUACUGUGUGACAAUACUUAUGACCUGACUAGGUAUAUUUGUUACUCUUUCACGCAAAAACUGCUGAAGCGAUUGUGAUGAAACUUUACAAUAAUAUAGCUUAUACAUCAGAAUACACACAUAGUCUAUAAUUUAUAAAGAUACAAUGUCAUUUACCCAAAGGAGAAGAGAGUCAAGUAAGAAGGAGAAAAAUCUGCCAUUCGCGAGCUAUUUUGGCGUGUGCCGCAAAAACCGUUGGAGUUACACGUACAGAUAUAAUGUAUCAUUGAAAUAUUUAUUUUAAAUAGUUUUACUAAAAAAACCCGUGAGAGCAUUUAUCUAUCUUUUAUUUGUAAGCCAUCAUCGUUAAAAAAGUGAACCAUGAUUAUGAGAAGAGGAAAAAAUAGAUUUUUUAUUUGUUACGUUUUCUUUAAUUGUGCUUGUUACUGCGAAGACCACAUUUAUAUAAAAGAAAAUUCGAUAAGAUCAUUAACAAAUUACAGCUCCCGAAGCGAAGCGAGGACGGGUCGCUAGUUUCUAAUAAAUGACAAAACUAAACUCGCAUUCCGUCUUAAGAAUUGAAGCCUUUUGUUAUUACGGCUUCUGAGAAUAAGCGACCAUUUCAGAAUACAUACACCAAUAAGUAUAUUGAUAAUUGUUUUUUCUAUACACGUUUUUAUUUCUGUCUUACCCUAUGUUUCUAAAUAAAUUUAUUUUUUGUUUAACUAUCUGCCAGUCGCUUCGAGGGUGAAUUCUGGCUUCUCUGUGACCUCCGGUUUUUUAUUUAUACGGAUCGAAAAUUGCGGUGUCAUUAAAUUUACGACACAUUCAAACUUUAACACACCGCGUUAAGCAGAUCCCUUUACGAGUUUACGAAUUAUUGAUAAUAAUUACGAAGCGGUAAAUAAUUAUUGCAUUGCUAUUGCAAUAAAAUAAUACAAUCUUGUUUUUGUUUUAUAUCAGCGGUCUUAAUACAAAAGGUCAAGUUCUAGAUGAGCGAUGCGGCUGAACGACCAAAAAGGACUAAAGUGCGCCGACAGAGGUCCAUCUAUCAAGUGCACUAUAAUAUCGAGAAACGCAACGACGAGCUGAUGACGAAGCCCCUUGCCCUGCAGAAAGGGCUUGAAAUCCAAGCCUACGAUCUGCAGGUAGCCGGCCACAGAAAGACCGAAGACACCAAGUACUCAGGUUUAUUGCAGUGCAGUAACGGAACAAUCCUGAAACCCAUAAUCAAAGAUUCCCAGAGGCGCGAGGUAGAUUUCUAUGAGCGCAUGUGGGCAUCGUCCGAUCCUGACCUGGUGGAACUUCGAAAAUGCACGCCCAAGUAUUUCUACUGCAAGAAAUACACUUACAAUGGCUACGAACAGGAGUAUAUUAUUCUGGAAGAUCUGACGAGGAGGAUGCUCGAGCCUUGCAUCAUGGAUGUUAAAAUUGGCAAAAGAACAUGGGACCCGCUCGCCACAGAGGAGAAGAUUAAGAACGAGCAGGCCAAGUAUGCGCUGUGCAAGCAGCAGUACGGCUUCUGCAUACCAGGCUUCCAGGUCUUCAAGCUGAAUAGCGGGAAACUGCACAAAUAUAACAAGGAAUACGGCAAGAAGCUCCACGGGCAAGGCGUGCGGGACGCCAUAAAGAACUACCUGAACGCGAUAGGCGGCGAGCUGUGUCGCGCGCUGCUGCUGCAGAUCCUGUCGCAGCUGUGGCGCGUGCAGCGCUGGGCGCGCGCGCAGACCGCGCUGCGGCUGUACUCCGCCUCCGUGCUGCUGGUGUAUGACGCCGCGCGCCUACGGGACUGCUGCGCCGAUCACGACCUGCUCAUGACCCGCAAAACAUGUCGUUCCACGCCGAUCACAAGGCGUCAGUCCAUACCUUCAUUACACAGCGGAACUUCAUUCAGUGGUCAGUUGUCCAAGACAGGUCCGGUCUACAAGAAGCUGUCUUCUGUUCCCCUGUCCCCCCUCCAAAACGAGCCCCCCCAUCCCCCUUUAAACUCCCCCUGGAGCGAGGCCCUCGAAAAACUCAACCACAAUCACUCCUUUGAGCAUAACUAUGAAGAUAAGUUGUCUAAAAUAAAGAUGAACUAUCGUGCCCUUCUCGACCAAUUGAGUUCGGAUUCUCCCAACCCUGACCCCUGGGGUACGGUAAAAAUUAUCGACUUCGCUCACGCGUUCUUCAACGAGGAGGAGGAGAGGUGUGUAGAUGACAAUUUUAAGGACGGUAUAGAUUCUUUUGUAGCGAUCUUCGAGGAUUUCUUGAGUGAAACUGACGAUCAAAUUAUUUGAUGAUAAAUGUUAUUGUAUAUAAUUUGAGAAAAAAAAGAAGAAAAUAAGAACAUUAAUAAUUGUAUUAAGUUAUUAACCACAGAGUUAAAAAACGUCAAAAAAAGAAAGGUUAUUUCUGUGAUUUUGAGGGAUAAAAUAGGACUGUUCCAACUAUUUUAAUCUGUUCAUUUUGGAAGUCGUAAACUUGAUUGAAAUAUUUAAAUCUCACGUUUGUUCUAUUAGUGUGCUUAGUGCGAGUUUUUUAACGUUCUCGAUACUGUAAAAGUUUACUCAAAUUUGUAUGCAGUGUAACUUUUGCGCUGUUCUCACUUCUGUCAAGGUCAAACUGGCUUUAUGGUUCGUAACCAUGAAAACUUUAGCUUAGUUAAACUCAUUUACUUAGUUAAACUUAGUACUCUAUGUCAUUUACUUAGUUAAACUUAGUACUCUAUGUACCAAAUAUAGUUUUGAAAUAUUUUAGAUUUAGGUGCCAAAUUAUGUGGUGUCAAAAUUUAGGUAUGAUAAAUAAUUUUAUUAGUAAUUUUACUCGAGACGAAUUUUUAAUCGGUAGCUGUCGCCUUUUUAAAUGAAGUAUUUAUAACCGUACUUAAUUGUGUUAGGAAAUUAAUAAAUUUUAUAGGAAUUUAUUCAAGGAUUUCAAAAUGUCUUCUAGUAUGUCUGUGACUUCAUGAGUGUCUUGGGCCGAUUUUAAUGGUGUUUGUUGUGAGAGUGCUAUUUUGUUUUUGAAGGUUUUUAGCUUGACGCUCUAUCCGAUUCUACCCCAGCCGUCCGGACCGUAUUUUUAAUCGGGACACAAUCUACUUAAAAACCUUACUGUUAUAUAGUUAACUAUAUGUUUGUAAUCGACAUGUUAAUUUUAGAUGUUUGUUAAGUUUUAUGAGGUAGUAACGGCGAUAUCCCGUAAUGUUUUGUAAAAUACUUUAUUUAAAAUAAAAUAAAAAUAUAUUAUGACAAGAUUGAAAAA